UGAUGAUUGAAGUCAUUUUACUACUGACUAGUAAAUUUUGGGGAGCUCGCGCGAGGAAAGAGCAACACAUCAAGGGAGUUUCUGUUCUUUUGCGUGAAAUCGAUUUAAUUAAUAAUUCAGUGUAUUUUCAGCAUGUGGCAAAUUGGUUAGAACUGCAUAGCGGAAUAGCGAUUAUUUGUUCAAUAGAUUCAUUUGCUCUGACUCGCUGUCACCUCGUAUUCAACUAGAAACUAGCUAGGUACGUAGGAGUGAGCCGAACCGAAAAACACUGAAAUCUCACGAUCACAUUGCUUCGGCGCUAAAAAAAAAAAGAGGGAAAAGGUGGUUGAGUGGAGUUAAAGCAGUGUAGGGUGUAGAAAUGGGAGCGCACAGGAGUGAAGGACGGAGAGAGUGGCUUCAGCAGGACGCUGGAGAGCAGCAGCAGGUUCAGUCCAUGAACCCCUGGAACAUCAUGAUCAAGCACAGACAGGUUCAGCGCAGGGGUAGACGCUCACAGAUGGCUGUGAGUUAUACAGAUCCUGUCAUUUCUAUGGAUCUCUUGCGGACUGUGCUGCAGCCUAGCUUCAACGAUGACAUUUUGGCAGUCUUUAAAAAAUAUAUGAAGUUUUUUGAGAAGGCAGCAAGCAAUGUGAAGGAGAAUGUAGGGGAGGACGUACAGACUGAACAGCUCAUCAAAGAGGCGUGUCGAAACUGCUUGGAGAAUGCCAAACAGCUCUUCCCAGAUCCAGAGAAGCCUGUACAAAGACCUCUCUUCGAUCCCUCUAUAAAGCGUUCACGGCAGAUGGAUGAUGAUUCUAGCCAAAGAGGAAGCCCAAUCCCUAAAAAGAGGAAGGGACGUCCCCCUCUGCCCACUUUACCUUACGACAGAUCUAUACCAUACAGUGCUCCGAUUAAGCCUAAAGUCACUGAGCCCAUAAAACGAGAAGGACCAAAGUGGGAUCCUGCUCGGCUGACUGAGAAAAGCACAUUUGUUUUAGGAUCCAGAGCAAACAAGGCUUUAGGGAUGGGAGGCACUAGAGGAAGGAUCUACAUUAAACAUGCAGAUCUCUUCAAGUAUGCUGCUGAUGCUCAGGAUAAGCAGUGGCUUGCAGAGAGGCAGCACAUGAGAGCCACAGGUGGAAAGAUGGCAUAUCUACUUAUUGAGGAGGACAUCCAAGACCUUGCUCUAAGUGAAGAAUAUAAAGACUGUCCUGAAUUGAGGAUGGACGAAUUGAAGCCCUUUAUGGUGCCUGUUUGGAUGUUAGAGAAGAUGCAGAAGACCAUGGAAUCUCAGAGAUCUGAGAAGGAUUAAAGAAUUGGGAGCUUCCCAUCAUAAAACAAUUUUUAGGGUACAAAAUACUGAUCUAGGAUCAACUCGCUGUUUAUAGAUCUUGCUUCAAAGAAAUAUAUAUUCCUUUAUAAAUGGCUAGGAAUCUGAUCCCAUAUUCGCUGUCUUACUCUGAUGCUUACAUUUCCUAAUGGCGUAGUUAGAAUUGACUCUUUCAGAAGCAGACUAAGGGACCAGGCCAUGAUGCACACAUUGGUAAUGCCAAGAAGAUCAGUCUCAUUUCUGCCAUUUUCAUUUCUGUGACUUCUUAAUUACAGAAUAGACUCUGAUCUUAAUAUCAUGCUUAGCAGUUUUCUCUUUGUGUGCCUCCACAUGCUGGAACAGUUAGGGUUCAACAACUCAGUAUUAUUAGAGAUGAUAUCAGACAGAUUUUUUAUUUUUUUUUGGUUUAUUAAUCACAAAAGUAGCUUUAAAUAUCUCUAAGUAUGUAUAUAUGUAUUUUCUUACAUGGGUUUUGUAUAAGAUUUCUACAUAUGUAUCCACUCACUGAUAUUUUUUUUUACCCCGUUACUUUUCUUAUCGUAUACAUUGUGAUGGUGUGGGUUUUAUGGACUACCAGAAAAUCUGUUUUGUUGUACGUACAUAAAAAAGGGAAUUUACUUUGCAUUUUGCUUACACAUUUUAAAAGAAGAAGUAAAGAAACUUUUCUUUUACAGAUGUAGCUGUAUUGUAGUAUAGUAACAAGGUGUCGCAUUAUGUGACUGAUGUAUACUGUGUGUGGUGAAGAGAAAAGAAACCAGUAUUUGACAUGCCUAGAUUUAGUUACAUGUUUUACAGUGAAAAAAAGGGAGAAAAUGUAAGUUAUUUUCGAAAAACAAAAAACAAAUGAAAAGCUUUUGUGGUGCGAAAUAAAGUCGUUUUAUUCUGUU
This is a messenger RNA of Hemibagrus wyckioides, 2196 nucleotides long. It is a transcript of the gene dnttip1, whose product is annotated as deoxynucleotidyltransferase terminal-interacting protein 1. Gene Ontology annotation, molecular function: DNA binding; nucleosome binding. Gene Ontology annotation, cellular component: nucleus. Bases 359 to 1291 code for a protein of 310 amino acids. The transcript is spliced from 13 exons. NCBI's taxonomy places the organism in Eukaryota, Metazoa, Chordata, Actinopteri, Siluriformes, Bagridae. The record is from RefSeq and is a predicted model, not a curated record.